AUGCUGAUGAAGCUCCUAGCUGUCGUCUGCGGGCUUGUGACGGCCAUGGCGGCCUCCUUGGGCCCGAGGCAGGACCUCUUUCGUUGCGGCGCCUCUCCUCCGUCCGACGAUUUCAUGACGCUCUCCAAAUCGCUGGUCGCGCGUGAAGCAUCCAUGAACGAGCGCAGACAGGUUGAGGCAUCUACUGUCGAGGUUUCGACCUACAUUCAUGUCGUCUACAAGUCGGAAGAUGUCGAGGGUGGUUACGUCAGUGAGGAUGUGAUUCGCAAGGAGAUUGAGAGGACAAAUCAGCACUAUUCUCAAACCGGAUUCUCCUUCAAGAUUGAAGACAUCGACUAUCAACAAAAUGCGCUGUGGUCUACUCUCGGGGAUGAGAUGGGCAUGAAGGGGCACCUGCGUCGGGGCGGCUAA
Molecule: messenger RNA, 411 nt
Organism: Drechmeria coniospora
Lineage: Eukaryota; Fungi; Ascomycota; Sordariomycetes; Hypocreales; Ophiocordycipitaceae
Exons: 2
Coding region: 1-411 (136 amino acids)
Source: RefSeq, a predicted model, not a curated record